Molecule: messenger RNA, 1901 nt
Organism: Cryptomeria japonica (Japanese cedar)
Lineage: Eukaryota; Viridiplantae; Streptophyta; Pinopsida; Cupressales; Cupressaceae
Product: glucose-1-phosphate adenylyltransferase small subunit, chloroplastic/amyloplastic
Exons: 9
Coding region: 70-1635 (521 amino acids)
Biological process (GO): glycogen biosynthetic process
Molecular function (GO): glucose-1-phosphate adenylyltransferase activity
Source: RefSeq, a predicted model, not a curated record
UCGCCACCUGAUACGUUCGCUAAGAGCCUCACACUCUCUCUUGUUCAACUUUUCAAAGUUUACGGAACAAUGGCAGCGGCAGCAUGCACCAUGGCGGCAACAGCAGCCAAAUUUCGAGUCGGUAGACCUGAAGCUUCUUUCGGUCCCGCUUCCCUGCGAGGCGAUCCGCAGAGCCUUUCGUCCUCGCACUCUUCUUUCCACGGUGUCAAACUUACCGUGAAUUCCAAGCGGAUUUCGAAGAAACUGAGCGAUAAUGAAAGAUACAGGAUGGUUUCGCCCAAGGCGGUUUCGGAUACUUUUAAUGAGCUUACAUGCUUGGAUCCGGAUGCUAGUCGGAGUGUGCUGGGUAUUAUUCUAGGAGGCGGUGCGGGUACUCGUCUUUACCCACUCACUAAGAAGAGAGCAAAACCAGCUGUUCCUUUGGGUGCCAAUUAUAGGCUGAUUGAUAUCCCUGUUAGUAAUUGCAUAAAUAGUAAUAUAUCUAAGAUUUAUGUUCUCACCCAGUUCAAUUCAGCCUCUCUCAAUCGUCAUCUCUCACGGGCUUAUGCCAGCAACAUGGGUGGCUACAAGAAUGAAGGAUUUGUGGAAGUACUUGCUGCGCAGCAAAGUCCAGAAAAUCCGAAUUGGUUUCAGGGAACAGCUGAUGCAGUUAGACAAUAUUUGUGGCUGUUUGAGGAGCAUUCAAUAAUGGAAUUUCUGAUUCUGGCUGGAGAUCAUCUCUAUAGAAUGGACUAUCAGAAAUUUAUUCAGGCACACAGGGAAACCAAUGCAGAUAUCACUGUGGCUGCUUUGCCAAUGGAUGAAAAACGGGCAACAGCAUUUGGUCUUAUGAAAAUUGACAGUGAAGGCCGUAUUGUUGAGUUUGCAGAGAAACCCAAAGGAGAAGAGCUGAAGGCGAUGAGAGUGGAUACUACAAUCUUAGGUCUGGAUGAAGAACGAGCAAAGGAGAUGCCUUACAUAGCUAGUAUGGGGAUUUAUGUUGUUAGCAAAGAUGCAAUGUUGAAUCUUUUACGUGAAAAAUUUCCCGAGGCAAAUGACUUUGGAAGUGAAGUAAUACCAGGUGCCACAUCCAUUGGAAUGGCAGUACAAGCAUAUUUAUAUGAUGGAUAUUGGGAAGAUAUUGGUACUAUUGAAGCAUUUUAUAACGCAAAUUUGGGCAUCACCAAGAAGCCUGUUCCAGAUUUCAGUUUUUAUGAUAGAUCAGCUCCAAUAUAUACACAGUCUCGAUUUUUGCCACCAUCAAAGAUGCUUGAUGCAGAUGUCACUGAUAGUGUUAUUGGUGAGGGAUGUGUUAUAAUGAACUGCAAAAUUCAUCAUUCUGUCGUUGGACUACGUUCUUGGAUAUCAGCGGGUGCAGUUAUUGAGGAUGCCUUACUCAUGGGUGCUGAUUACUACGAAACGGAUGAAGAGAGAAACUUGCUUUCAGGAAAAGGGGGUGUCGCAAUUGGCAUUGGAAGAGAUAGUCAUGUCAAAAGGGCAAUUAUUGACAAGAAUGCUCGAAUAGGAGAUAAUGUUAAGAUUAUCAACAAGGACGGUGUGCAAGAGGCUGCAAGGGAAACAGAUGGUUACUUCAUAAAGAAUGGCAUUGUAACUGUUAUCAAAGACGCAUUGAUUCCUAGUGGUACCGUCAUUUGAAGUCAUGCACCUGUACGCAAUAAAUCUCCAAUAAAACUACUGCUCAUGGUCGUUGAUGUUCUAUACCUACGUAAGGCAGGGAUCCAGAUAUUUGCAGGCAUUAAAGUUUCUUCCUUGCAAAGAGUUGUAUUCUAUUGGAAUAAAACACCUGCUGGAAAACCUUGAUGGAUUGUUUUGACUUUGGCAUUUUCUUGCUCAAUGUCUUUAAUGUAAGGACUCAUAUUUUUGAAUUUUCUGUUAUUCAAAGGCACCAUCCUUCGUUCCAA